This is a messenger RNA of Truncatella angustata, 801 nucleotides long. RefSeq names its product complex I intermediate-associated protein 30-domain-containing protein. Gene Ontology annotation, cellular component: mitochondrion. Gene Ontology annotation, biological process: mitochondrial respiratory chain complex I assembly; mitochondrial electron transport, NADH to ubiquinone. The transcript has a single exon. Lineage: Eukaryota; Fungi; Ascomycota; Sordariomycetes; Amphisphaeriales; Sporocadaceae. The coding region runs from base 1 to 801 and encodes 266 amino acids. The record is from RefSeq and is a predicted model, not a curated record.
AUGCGCACCACCACCGCGCUUUGCAGCAAGGGCUUCUGGGGCCGCUCCCUCGACGAGUUCAAGCGCCUCAGCAUGAUCGCCUUGACGUCCGAGGGCAUCAAGGGCUCCUCGGGCCCCAGGGUCCUGCACUCCUUCGCCGAGCCCUCCUCCAUAUCCGAGACGAAGCUCAUGUGCGACGUCGACAUUGGCGGCUUCUCCAAGGCCGCGCUGGACUGGAUACCACCGUCCGACGGCGACGGCGUGCCCGCGCAUGCCCGCUUCCACGGAAGCAUAUCCACCAAGCUGCCCCCCAACAAACCCGACAUACAACGCUCCGGCUUCGCCGCCUGGCGCACCCUCGACCAGCCCCCGACCAUAUUCGGCAGAUCCGUCUGGAACAUAGACAUGUACGCCUACCUGGCCUUGCGCAUCAAGUCAGACGGCCGCUCGUACUUUGUCAACGUCCAGACCGAGUCUGUCGUGCCCACGGAUCUACACCAGCACAGACUGUUUACGAGGCGGCCUGGAGAGUGGGAAACCAUUUUGAUCAAGUGGAACGACUUCGUCCGUACCAACCAUGGUUUUGUGGUUGAGCCGCAGACAGAAAUAUUAAGGCAAAAGGUCACGAGCUUGGGCAUCGGUCUGACGGACCGCGUGCCAGGCCCUUUCGAGCUUUGUAUCGAAAGCAUGUGGGCGACGAACAAUGCAAAGGAGGCCGACAACCACGAGGACCAUGUACUCGAGGAGGCCCUCUCGAAAGAAGCAGCAAAGAAGGGCGGGCUGAAGAGCAAGAGCGGAAAGAACGUCAAGUGGAGCGAUUGA